UUGAGUAAAUCAUCUUGAUAUAGUUGUGCAUGUUUUGGAAUAUACACACAUUUGUUCGUUUUCAUAAUAAAGAGUGCUAGUUUUUAUUAAUAUUACUUCAGUUAUGGCAGCAAAAAUAUUUAAGGAGCUGCCAGGAAGACUUAGGAUGCCUGCUAUAGGACUUGGUACUUGGCAGGUAACUAAUGAAGCAGAGUUAAAAAACGCUCUAAACGUUGCCCUUGAGGUGGGUUAUCGCCACAUAGAUACGGCUUUGGUGUACCAGAACGAAGCAAUAAUUGGUCGAGUUCUCCAAAAAUGGUUUUCUUCUGGAAAACUACGAAGGGAAGAUCUCUUCAUAACAACCAAGCUUCCAUUGCCUGGUACACACCAGGAUAGGGUGGAGAUGUUCAUGAUGAAGUCACUAGAGAAUCUUCAGUUGGACUACGUUGAUUUAUAUUUGAUCCAUUUCCCUGUUGGCACUAAGUAUGUUGAGGGUCAGUUCAGACCAUCACCAGACACACUUCAGACCGAACCGAGCGACCACAUAGAAAUUUGGAAGAAAAUGGAAGAACAAGUCGAUACUGGUAGAACUAAGACUAUAGGAGUUUCAAAUUUCAACCUCAGGCAAAUCGCUAAGUUACUAAAAUCUUCUAGAAUCAAGCCAGCGUGUUUACAAGUUGAAUCGCAUGUCUACCUGCAACAAAGGGAACUCGUGAAUUUUUGUCACCAGAACGGUCUUGUUGUUGUGGCUUAUUGUCCUUUGGGAUCUCCAGGAUAUAAUAAUUUUACAGCGCUUCUUGGCAACGAACCAAAAAAGUUGCCAGACAUGCUCAAUGAUGAGACCAUCAAAACAAUCGCAAGGAAGCAUAAGAAAACCAACGCGCAAGUGAUGUUGCGCUACCUGCUUCAAAGGGAUAUCGCAGCUAUACCAAAAAGCAUUACUCCAGCUAGAGUCAAAGAAAACAUAGAUGUGUUCGAUUAUUUUUUAGAUACUUCAGAUAUGAAGGCUCUAGAUGCUCUUGAAGUUGGGGAAGCUGCUCGCAUAUGUGAUUUUAAAUUCUUCCCUAGGUUACUGGACCACCCAGAAUUUCCUUUUCCCAAAUAAAAAUUUUCUUUUAAGUUAUUUUUAUUGUGUCAAUUCAAUUUUGAAUUAUAUAUUU
This is a messenger RNA of Anoplophora glabripennis (Asian longhorned beetle), 1139 nucleotides long. Its product is annotated as aldose reductase-like. Gene Ontology annotation, cellular component: cytosol. NCBI's taxonomy places the organism in Eukaryota, Metazoa, Arthropoda, Insecta, Coleoptera, Cerambycidae. The record is from RefSeq and is a predicted model, not a curated record. The transcript is spliced from 5 exons. Bases 104 to 1084 code for a protein of 326 amino acids. Gene Ontology annotation, molecular function: aldose reductase (NADPH) activity.